Messenger RNA from Varanus komodoensis (Komodo dragon), 1646 nucleotides. It is a transcript of the gene UBAC2, whose product is annotated as UBA domain containing 2. NCBI's taxonomy places the organism in Eukaryota, Metazoa, Chordata, Lepidosauria, Squamata, Varanidae. The record is from RefSeq and is a predicted model, not a curated record. The coding region runs from base 127 to 1164 and encodes 345 amino acids. The transcript has 9 exons. Gene Ontology annotation, molecular function: serine-type endopeptidase activity; protein binding.
CGCGCUCACCCAAGCUGCGCCGUCGGAGGCGCCGCGUGGGAGAGCAGAGGGAACCGCCACGCGAGGCCUGUGGUCAAGGGGUCGCUUCUCCCCGGUCGCCGCUCUGCUACUGGCCGGCCCGGGACCAUGUUCACCAGCACCGGCUCCAGCGGGCUCUAUAAAGCACCUCUGUCAAAGGGCCUCUUAAUAAUACCAAGCACGUUGUCACUUCUGUUGACUCUGCUCUUUCAACAUCAUCAAAAAUUUUUUGCAUACAAUCUGCAAGCAGUAAAAGAGGAAUUUCAGAUUUGGAGGCUUGUAUGUGGGCGAACAGUAUGUCUUGAUCUCAAAGACACAUUCUGCAGCUGCUUGCUCAUCUACAACUUUAGAAUAUUUGAAAGGAGAUAUGGCAGCAGAAAAUUUUCAUCAUUUUUGCUAGGCUCAUGGAUGCUGUCAGUAUUAUUUGAUCUUCUUCUAGUAGAGGCAGUUGAAUAUUCUUUUGGUCUCACCAUCAACAGCUUGCCUUCAGGAUUCUUGGGCCCUGUGUUUGCGCUUUUUGUACCAUUUUAUUGCUCCAUUCCAAGAGUGCAAGUGACACAAAUUCUAGGACAGUUUUCCAUCACAAACAAGACACUGGUCUAUAUACUGGGUUUGCAGCUUUUAACUUCUGGAUCUUACAUCUGGAUUGUAGCUUUAAGUGGCCUGAUUUCUGGAAUGUGCUACACCAGUAGUGUGUUAAAAGUGUACAAUGUACUUUGUGUACCCAGUGGUGUAGCAAGAAUAUUUGCUUGGACUCUUGAACCAAUUUUCUCAUCUCCAGAACCAUCCAGUGAAAUAAGAGUUGGAAUGGGAGCAACUGUGGAUAUACAGAGAGAACAGAGAAUGGAAUUACUGGAUCGGCAAAUUUUGAUGUCCCAAUUUGCCCAGAUAAGGCGGCAAAGACAGCAGCAGGGUGGAAUGAUUAACUGGAAUCGUCUCUUUCCUCCUUUACGUCAUCGAGGUAAUGCAAACUAUCAGGAUAAUCACCAGGCUGAACAUGAGGUACUGCCACCAGUGGAAGUUUCUGAAGAACAGGUUGCACGGCUCAUGGAAAUGGGAUUUUCCCGGUUAGAUGCUUUGGAAGCUCUGAGGGCUUCAAAUAAUGACCUUAAUAUAGCCACUAACUUCCUGCUCCAGCACCGAUGAAUAUGUGCAGUGAAGAACUUGAAUUAACACAUUCUGGUGUGCUGCCAAAAGAAGGACCUUAACCACUGCCUGGGUAGACACCUUUCCACAUGUGACAUAUCAGAGCAGAAAUGAUGGAUGGCACUGAAAAUAUCUGAGCCUUGAAGGAUAUACUUACUGGCCAAGUUGCACUUGAAAAAUACUUUCAACCAUAAAAAUAUGCUAUGGCUUCAAUAUUUAUUUUGGAAAAUUGGGUGUAUGUGGUUGUUGUUGUUUUUUUAAAAAUAAUCAGCAUAAAUUGUAUUGUCAUUUCUAAUAAGGCAACAGGGGAAAACAAGAAAGCUAAAACUGCUCCUUUUGCAAAAGUAGAUUUUUCCUCUUGUAUCAUGUUUCCUUUUUCUAAAUAUUUUUGAAUAUUCUAUUUCAUUCACCUAUGUAAAAACUUAAAGAAAUAUGCAGAACUCCUUGACUGUGUGAUUUAAAUAAAGGAAGAGAGGAACUCA